Larimichthys crocea (large yellow croaker) is the source of this 2889-nucleotide messenger RNA. RefSeq names its product recoverin 2 (gene rcvrn2). The record is from RefSeq and is a predicted model, not a curated record. NCBI's taxonomy places the organism in Eukaryota, Metazoa, Chordata, Actinopteri, Sciaenidae. Gene Ontology annotation, molecular function: calcium ion binding. The coding region runs from base 1853 to 2434 and encodes 193 amino acids. The transcript has 4 exons.
UAACCUUGUUACUAUUGUGAAAUAUGAUUGAGAGUUCUCUAAUGUGCUGUUGUAGAGAAAGUGUUGAUAAAUUGACAUUAUUAUUACCCUCACUUGGGAAAUAAUCUUAAAAAAAUCACACACAAUUACAGACAAAGUCCUUGUUUGCUCGGUUUUGUUGUGUAAGUGCAAGACAGUACAAGGCCUUGCCUGACCUGCCUUGUUGACAAUCAGUAGGGCAGAUUUGCAGUAUAUAUAUAUCAGCACUGACGUUAAAUUGGCUCCCAGGUUGAUGCCGUAACACAGGUGAAGUUUUAUGCUGCCAGUUAAUGGGCACACUGACGAGCCAACUGGGAUGUUGCCCGUGGUGAGUCAAGGACCUAAAUGCAGAUAUUUUUAGAUGUGUUGACAACUACUAUUAACAAACUUACACCUGUUAUGGCACUUUUUUUAUGUGUAUUAUAUGUUAACUGCCUGUAAAAGAAAUCUAUCUAUAUAUUACUGCUACUGUAUAAAGACAGUAACAUUUCAUAACUGUUUCUGCCUCGAUGCUAUGGAUUCGGUUCAUUACAUGAACCCUGACCUUCUCCACAAGCAGAAAAACACUUCAAAAGUGGCCACAAAUCCUUGCUUGCUCUAGCUCCUGCAAUUAGUCAAGCUGAGGGUAUAGGUCAGGUGUCAGGGAUUGUUUUGUGGAGAGGAGGGGAUAAAUCUAUUGGCCGUGGCACUCACAGGAUGAUGAUGGUAAUUGGCUAAAGUGUUGGAUUGGGUGGGACGGGCCGGCGCAUUCGUAAUCCAAUAGAUAGACUCACUGAGUAUAUUUAUGGAGCAAAGAAAAUCCUGUUGACAAUAAAGAUGGAGAACAUGUACAGAGAAAGCACUGGGACUGAGUUUCGAGAAACAUUCAAAUCAUUGCAAAGUUAUACAAAGUCUGUCAUAAAACUGGCAGCCCACUAACAAAAACAUAAUUUUGUGGAGUGCGGAAUGAGGGCCAAGACUUUCUCACAGAAAAGUCUAUGAAAGGAGGCAACAACAUCGCACACGUUGGGCAGGAAGGAGGUCAAGACCAGAGAGGGCUGGCAGAGAUGAUGAUAUGAGGGGGUGUAGCUGGGAUUGGAGGUAUAGGAGGGCGGGUGAGGGCGUUAAACUCCCUGGACAGAUGGUAGUCUGGAAUUAGAUGUGAGUGGUCAACUAAACCCAUUGAAAGGCCACUACUGAAAUAGCAGACAAAACCCACCUUGGUUUCCCAGAAUAUCGCUUAACGGUUGCAAAUCUCUUGGUGUAGAAAAGUAACGUUAAGUUUUUAUGAUUCUGCAGCACUCAGACACUUCUCAACUUCAUGGAGGGGUUGUAACUACACAGAUAUAGUUAAAAUGCAUUGAACCCCCUGUUGAUUGAAUAAUAUUGAAAGAUUAAAUAAUAAGACUUUUAAUUUCUUGGACACAAUAACACAAGGCGUAACUCUGAAUCUCUACUGUAUGGAAAUGAUAUAACAGAGGAAUGAACAGUCACAUACUGUAGAUCUUUCUAGACUUCCAGACCCAUUAGAGUAAAACAGGACCUAGGGUUCAUUUUAGUCAAGAGCUCAGCCACCUUAAAUCCCGCAUUAACAGAAUUAACCCAGUGAUCCAUGGUAGGAGUGUGUUUUCCCCUCCCCUCCUUAUCUGUCACUGUCUUACUCGUCGAGACACUCAAUUCUCCAGCCAUCAUCUACCAACACAACGCACAGGAUUUUCUUUGGCCUCUGAAAUCAACACGAGACGGCAAGCAAGAAAGGAGAAGUUCAGGAGGCACAGGAGAAGAAGAACUCAGGUAGCAAAUAUUUGCUGGUGAGUUUGUCAGACACAUAACUAAGACACUAAAACCAACCACAAUGGGAAAUACAACCAGUAGCGCAUUAUCAAAGGAGAUCCUGGAGGACCUGAAGCUCAGCACCAUAUUCACUGAACAUGAGAUCUCCCAGUGGUACGAGAACUUCCAGAAGCAGUGCCCAACGGGGCGCAUAACACCAGAAGAGUUUGAACAGAUCUACGCCCGCUUCUUUCCUGACAGUGAUGCCAAGAGCUACGCACGGCAUGUGUUUCGCUCCUUUGACACCAACGACGAUGGCACUUUGGACUUCAAGGAGUACAUCAUUGCACUGCACAUGACCUCCACUGGGAAGACCACCCGAAAGCUGGAGUGGGCCUUCUCGCUGUUUGAUGUAGACAAGAACGGAUACAUCAACAAGACAGAAGUGACGGAAAUCUGCCAGGCCAUAUUUAAGCUGAUCCCCAAGGAGGAGCAGAGCAAGCUACCAGAGGAUGAGAACACACCCGAGAAGAGAGCCAACAAGCUGUGGUCUUACUUUGAAAAGCGAGACAACGAGCGACUGGCUGAAGGAGAGUUCAUCAAAGGAGUGAUCGAAAACGAGAAUGCAAUGCGUCUUAUCCACUAUGAACCGAUCAAACAAUAAACUCUGUUUCAUUCCCUCUCCUUCUUCCUCUCAUUAGACUCUUUCCUUUUCUUUUAAACUACUAAUUUUUUCCUCCUCCCAGCCUCACGUACUUUCUCCUCCCCUCCUGUGUAAAUAGUCUUCUCUGCAGUGUCUUGGUUGCAACUAACUUUUCCGUAAGUUCUCGUUUCUGUCAUGUUUUAUUGUUGUUUUAUCAAUGUUUGUAAAUUAUUUUAGAUCAUAUAUCAUAGCGGCAUAGUGAAAAGUCAAAACACGUAAAGCUAAAAAAAGAAGAUGAUAAUGCAAUAUAUAAUUUAGAUACUGUAUAAAGAACAUCUCUGAUAAAUACUGACCCAUUGUUAACUGCUUAAAUGAUUCAAAUGAAAUUCAGCCUCUGGAAAUGUCUUAAUGGAGGACGUAGCUCUCAAGUGUUGUACUUUAUUAACUGUAUAAUAAAUUAAAGGUUUUCUCAUACA